Oldenlandia corymbosa var. corymbosa is the source of this 2083-nucleotide messenger RNA. The record is from the annotation of a GenBank genome assembly. Lineage: Eukaryota; Viridiplantae; Streptophyta; Magnoliopsida; Gentianales; Rubiaceae.
AAAAGGUACAAAAUAGACAUUUCAUUUAUAUAUGCGCUUAUACAGUUGGUGUCCUGAAGUCAUUGCUCCGACUACCUCCUCACGCGGAUAAUAUACAUAAAUCUUUAACGUCCUUUGUGUCCUACGCCAGGUCGGAAUUAAUCUUACAGUCCAAAAAUUUUCCUCUGUUUUUUAGUGCUAUAAACAACUACUACUACUACUACAAAGUGUUUCUUCUCUGCUCCUUCACUUUCAAUUCAACUCAAUUCUUCAUUUCCUUUCUCUCUGCUCCAUCACCUAAAAAAGUUUAACGAAGGAUACCAUCAUGCCAACUUCUUCAGAACUUCCAGAUUGCUUCUACUCAAAAACACCUCCAGAUUUGAUCACUCCUUGUAACCCAACACCUAAACACACCAUUUACCUCUCAAAUCUCGAUGAUCAAACUUUCCUCAGAUUCUCAAUCAAAUACCUUUACCUCUUCAAGAAAUCCACCAACGUUGAUUUGCUCAAACAAUCUCUGUCUCGGGUUCUCGUUGACUACUACCCAUUAGCCGGAAGGUUGAGGAAAAGCCGAGAAAGUGACCAUAAGCUUGAGGUUGAGUGCAAUGGAGAAGGAGCGGUUUUUGCUGAAGCUUUCAUGGACAUAACCGCUGAUGAGUUCGAUGAAAUCUCCGACAAGCCCAACAGGAGUUUCAGGAAACUCUUGUACAAGGUUGAAGCUCCAACUUUCCUGGACAUUCCUCCUCUAGUUGUUCAGGUAACGAAUCUCAGGUGCGGAGGUAUGAUUCUGUGCACCGCAAUCAAUCACGGCCUGUGCGAUGGGAUCGGCACUGCUCAAUUCCUACAAGCUUGGGCCCACCUCACUACAAAAUCUACCACUGAACUUCCAAUCAUACCCUUCCAUCACCGCCACGUCCUCAAACCACGGUGUCCUCCCCAAGUAACUUUCUCCCAUCCAACGUUUGCCAAAUCUACCCCUGACAAUAAACCUAGUUUCCAAAGUGAUCCCAAUCUCUUUCAUUAUUUACAAUCUCAGCCACUUGUGCCGUCAUCUUUAAUUUUUAAGGCCUCUAGCAUCCUCAGCCUGAAGAGGAAAUGUGUCCCCUCACUAAAAUGCACCAACUUUGACAUUGUAUCUGCUCACACAUGGCGAUGUUGGGUUAGAUCAUUCGAUUUGUCACCGUCUGUCGAGGUGAAACUUUUGUUUUCGAUGAAUAUCAGGAGGAAAUUGGAACUUGAAAUCCCUGAAGGCUAUUACGGAAAUGCGUUUGUGUUAGGAUGUGUUGAGGCCACGGUUAAAGAAUUGACGGAAGAUAACUUGCAUGGCGUGGUGAAACUAGUGCAACACGCGAAAUCUAAAGUCACGGGCGAUUAUGUGAAAUCUAUGAUUGACCAUUUGGAAGAUAAAACGCUAAAGGUAGAUCUUUCCAGGAGCUUGGUGAUUUCUCCAUGGUCAAAAUUAGGACUAGAGGAUUUAGAUUUCGGAGAAGGGAAGGCUUUGCAAAUGGGUCCUCUAACUAGUGAUAUUUACUGUUUGUUCCUGCCGAUUAUGACGGAUGUUGACGCCGUUAGAGUUCUGGUGUCAAUGCCAGAGAGUGUAGUGAGUAAGUUUGAGAAGUACAUGACAGAGUUUGAAGAUAAUGGGAUGGUCAGAAAUGGAGAGCCAAAUGGUAAUUGCAAUGGUGACUUAAGUCUUCAUUCACAAUGAACUUAUAAAGCUAACUUUUUUUUCCUUUUUUUUUUUUCUUUUUUAACUUAAUUUGUUUCUUUAACUAGUUGAGCUUGUCAAUUUCUAAAUGGCAUAUAAGGCUUUCAUCGAUGAAGUUACUCUCCCAUCGUAGAAAUGAACAUUAUUGUAACAUUAAUAGCAUAGUUUUGCUGUUAGAGAUUUAUGUGUAAUUAUUUAUAUGGUAUACAUUUUAUAAUUAACACUAGCUAGCUAGUUGAAUGAUUGAAUAUGGCAUCAAUCAUUAGUCUCGCUUAAAUAUUUUUGGGUAGAAUAUUGAUGAAUGAAUUUCAUUCUUUUGUGAUCAUCCCACCCGAAAUAUAGAGGAUGGGCAACAGAAAGUAAUAAUGCAAUGUCCUCCUCACUGUCGAUUUUUAC